ACGUAUGCUAUUUGCGGUAUUUUUGAUUUCUUCCAGGUUAUAUCAUUUGAAUCCAGUCGUAAUAUUUUUUAGUGUUAUAAUGCAGUGAAUGUAAUGACAUUAAUGACUAAUUACAUACACGUGUACAUAAAUAAUUAUAAAAAUAAUAUUACAAUUCUGAGUAUUUCCUUAGGUUUGAUAUCGUGUGACAAGAAUAUUGUGUCAACAGCAAAAUUUGAAAAUGCCGAUUUUAGCUUUAGAUGUAAAAACAGUGAAAUUAAUUACUACCACGCAAAUAAUAUCGUCUGUUAAUACCGUGGUUAAAGAAUUGAUUGAAAAUUCACUUGAUGCUGGUGCAGAUAAUAUCGAAAUUAACCUUGUAUGUAAAUGAUAGAGAUUUUAUAUUUAUAUUGUAUGUGAUUAUGAUACAAUAUGUCAUGUGAUUUUUAUAUCACAUAAUUUAUUUUUAAAAAAAGAAAUAUCAUUUGUCCCUCUUAUUUCCUCUCAGACUGAUAAUGGCACAUCCUUGAUAGAAAUAAAGGACAAUGGUUGGGGUAUAUCUAAAGAGGAUGCACCAUACAUGGGAUUACCUUCUUACACAUCUAAGAUAUUAAGUUUUGAAGAUUUAGAUUGCUUACAAACGUUUGGAUUCAGAGGAGAAGCACUUAGCGCACUAUGUGCAGUAGCAGAAGUUAUUAUUAUAACAAAAACAAAAGAUGAUAUUACUGGGAGUUCAUAUAUAAUGGACAAUGAUGGACAAAUCGUAAAGCAAGAACCUUGUCAUAGAAGCACUGGGACUACUGUGCAAGUAAAGAAUUUAUUUAAGCAACUGCCCGUAAGGAGACAAUUGAUUACUAAUAUGAAAAGAGCUAAUCAAGCUAUUAAAUUACUGGAGAUAUUAAUUCAGAGUUUUGGCAUCUGCAAACCAAACGUAAGAAUACAAUUCCGAGUGAACAGCAAUGUUAUAUUUACAAAACCAAGCUUAAAUAAUAUUAAGGAAGCUGCGAGUCAUAUACUUGGUAGAAAAAUUAUUUGUCACAUGGAAUGGGUUGAGCCCGAUAAUACAGAGUUCACUUUGCAAUUAAUGUUACCAUCAAAGAAGAUAAAGGAUUUAUCAGAAAUUUCUCAUCCAGACUUGCAUUAUAUUUUUGUAAAUAAUAGACCUAUUAAACAUAAGGAUCUUGAAAAGUUAGUAAAUAGUUUGAUAUUAGAAUAUUUUGAGCAAGAAUCAUGUAGAAAAAAGAUGAUAUUUCUUGUAUAUAUUAUUUUGGAACCAAUGGAUAUUGAUGUUAACUUGGAACCCAAUAAGGAUGCAAUUCUUUUCAAAGAUCAGAAUAAAAUUUUUGAUAAUAUAGAUAAAAAUAUAAGAAAAUUUUAUGGGCUUAAAUCUGCAAAUGUGGCUGAACGUGUGGUUGGAAACGUAUCUAUCGACACAUCUGCCUGUUACGAAGAUUUUACACUCGAUAUGAACGAAGAUAUCGCCGAUACAGAACCUGUAUGCAAAAAACGAAAAAUACACGCUGAAGGAAAAAUGAUUCAAAAAGAUGCUGCCGAAGAAAAAACAAUUACUCGCGAUAAUGAUGUCACAAAUAAAUGUGGAGAGUUUUCUCAAGACAAACAAGAGAAUAAUAAUCCGAUUUAUGAUCAACAGCAUAGAGAUGCACUGGCUCUAACAACCCAUAUGCAGCCACCAAAUUUAAGUGACUCUGAUUCAAAUGAUGACUUUCCUGUUGCCACUUCAUUUAAUGCUAAAAUGGCAGAAGAGCGUGAAACCUUGAGUCAAUUACCUAUAGUAGAUCUCGGCGAGGAUUUUGACUUCACAGAAGAAUUUGGAGAUGAAAAUGCCUCAACAAAUGGAAACGAGAAUACUUUAAACGAGAUCCAAGCAAAGAAACAAGUUUCGUUAGAGGCAUGGAGUAAAGGGCACGUUGCCGGUCUUAAGGGUGGGACGGAUAUAAGAUCUGAUAUUGCCAUUGAGAAGUCAUCAAGUAAUAACUUGGAGGAUAAAAUUAAUGGAACACCUGAAUCAAAUAAGCCACACGUUGACCGUAAAGAUCUUAACUUUCUAAAACACGUUAGAUCGCAAGUUGCAAGGGAAAAUCCUACAUUAACAGCAGCCCAGACUGCAAAGAAGAUCACUGAAUUUUGGAAGCAAUUAUCAUCCGAAGAACGUGGUUAUUAUCGAGACGUUGCUCAUGACGAAGGAAAGGAACAGCGAGCGCAUAAAAAGGCGGAAGAAAGAGCAGAAGCUGGUAAAAUAGACGCGGGAAAGAAUAAAAGUAGACUUUUACAGUUAUUUGAAAAAAUGAAAAAUACGAAGAACGAAAAAAAUGAGAAGUUAAAUAUGAGGACGAUAGUACCUUGGAUUAUUGACAGAGCUAAGAUAAUUAAAAGAUCAGAGUUUGAGAGCGAGCAUAUGAUAGGUCGAUUAACGAGAAAUUUAUGGGUUGCUACAAUUUGCGAACAAUUGUGGAUCGUAGAUAGCACUGGCCUGAUCAAAGGUUUAAAAGUUACCGAUAUCGAUGCAGAUAGGGGUUUCGUUAAAGUAGUCAAGAAUAAGCAGUACUUUAAGCGGUAUCAAGUUAAAUUCAAGAGGCGUCGCGAAGGAAAGACCGAUUACUACGCUCGCAAGAGACUAAUUGUUCAAGACAAGAACAAGUACAACACACCUAAGUACAGGUUGAUUGUACGUCUGUCUAAUAAAGACAUUACGUGUCAGGUUGCCUACUCGAGAAUCGAGGGAGAUAAAAUUGUGUGCGCUGCUUACAGCCACGAACUUCCCCGAUACGGAGUUAAAGUGGGCCUCACCAAUUAUGCAUCCGCUUACUGCACUGGUCUGCUUUUGGCCAGAAGGCUCCUUAAGAAAUUAGGGUUGGACAAAUUAUACGUGGGUAUCACGGAUGUAACCGGUGACGAGUACAACGUUGAGGAACUGGACGAUGGCCCAGGCGCCUUCAGAUGUUACCUGGACACGGGAUUGAUGCGCACCACAACUGGCGCCCGAGUCUUUGGCGCCAUGAAAGGCGCGGUUGACGGUGGCCUCAAUAUCCCUCAUAGUACCAAGAGAUUCCCCGGCUACGACAACGAGACAAAAGCGUUCAAUGCAGAUAUGCACAGGCAGCACAUAUUCGGGCAGCAUGUUGCCAACUACAUGAAGACUUUGGAAGAAAAUGAUGAUGAAGCCUUCAAGAGACAGUUCUCGCAGUACAUCAGUCACGGCAUAACCGCGAACGAUAUCGAGAACAUCUACAAGAAAGCUCACGAGACAAUCCGGUCGGAUCCGGAACAUAAGAAGGUCACGAGGGAGAAGGAGGCUGUCAAGAAGAGGUGGAACCGCGCGAAAUUGUCGCUGUCUGAGAGAAAGAACCGCGUUGCCCAGAAGAAGGCCUCGUUCCUCAAAACUCUGGAGGAAGCAGAGGUGUAAUCAUUCUUCAUUCUUUUUUGUAAUAUACACACAGAUUUUAUGUGUAUGAAUCAACUAAGAAUAAAGAAAAAUCGUCUGAAUC
Molecule: messenger RNA, 3485 nt
Organism: Ooceraea biroi (clonal raider ant)
Lineage: Eukaryota; Metazoa; Arthropoda; Insecta; Hymenoptera; Formicidae
Gene: RpL5
Product: ribosomal protein L5
Biological process (GO): translation; ribosomal large subunit assembly; mismatch repair
Cellular component (GO): ribosome; cytosolic large ribosomal subunit
Molecular function (GO): ATP binding; 5S rRNA binding; structural constituent of ribosome
Source: RefSeq, a predicted model, not a curated record